UUUACCUAUAUACUUAUAUAUGACAAAAGUAAGCGUGUUUUAUUGAUCGGAACAGAAACGUCACAGUGUGUCCAUCCAUUUGUGCUUCACUGAUUAGAAGAAAUUCUUAUAGGAAGUAUCCAAACACCUGGAUUUCAGAACUGUGUAUUUUGUGUUGUAUUAAUCAUAUUAAAUCUGGUACAAUGUAAUGUGUUAAAUGAAAAUAGAUAGUUGUCACAAAGGAUAUAUAUAUAUAUAAUUGGAGAAAAGGGAAUAAUUUUAACAUGUUUAAACUCAUCUUAUGAUGGAUCCUGAAGCAGGUAAUACAAAGAAGUUUCUGUAUAGUGGUCCAAAGAAAGAAGACCAAGAGGAACAAUGGACAUUUUCUCCACGUAAACAACAGGCCUCUCCUAGAGAAACACAGUUUGGUGUAGACGAUGUAUGGAGUAUACAGAAAAAUGUUUCUUUAGGAAAAAAUAUAAAGCCUUCUACAGAUGGACUUAAUCUGAAAGCAAACAAUACUUAUUACUCUAGAUACGGGAAUGUAAAAGGUAAAGAUGACUUGACAUCAAACUUUGGGGGAUCAAACUUCAAAGUUGGAAAUGAAAACCAAUUUGGAUCUACAGCAAACUCAACAAACAAAUCAUGGAAUUAUGAGAAGAGAGGAUUUAGUUAUUCUUCAUUUGGAACAGCAAACAAUGGCAUGAACUCUUAUAAUGGUACCCCAAACAGUACUAAAAACUCUCCACCAUUUAGUCCGUUCGGCAAUGCAAGGGGCAACCAAGAUAGUUCAUUAUGGUGAACCAUACAUUUAGUAGCUUUAAUAUUGUCAGAUAAUCAUUUCGGUUUACUUAAACAUACUUCAGUGUACUUCUGACACCAAGUGUACCGAGUCAUGUUGGCAGGUUUCUGCCUUGACAUUACUACUACUAUUCACUGUGCUAGUCGUAAAAAAGUGUUUUUUUUUAAAACAUGUGCUAUUUAAGAACUGGCUUAAUGACUGGAGGUAAAACACAGAAUAGUUGAAUGGGCAUUGGUUUGAAAGGCAAUAUGUUAACUUCUUCCCUGUUUGUAGUUACACAUGAUGGGUAACAGUUACUGUCUUACAGGAUAAUAAUAUUUUUAUGCAGAUAAAACCUGCAAUAAAUUGAAAAUUGAAAGUUUCAGUAGCCUAUUUCCAGUUAUUUUACACAUUCAAUUUUUAUUUUAGAAAAUAGAAAGCUGUGAUAGAUCAAUGAUUAAAUGAACUAACACAGAAAGUCAACUUUAAUCUGUAUACAUUGUAUUGCAAAGUUUCAACCUCCUUUCAGAUGUUGCCAGUAUUAAUCAGUUAUGUCUGAGACAAUGCCAAUCCCAUAAUGUAAUACCCCUUUUGAAUUGCUUCAUUUUCAUCUAUCUUGAAUAUAUUUUAGGGUACUUAUUUUUAUGAGUUCCACAUUAAAGAGGCAAUCCACAAAUGAAUGUCCUAUGAAAAACAUGUAAUUUUUUGGUUAUAUGAGUUAUGAUGGUGAUAUGAUUCAUUUUGAUAAGCAACAAAAAAAGUUAAAAUCAUAAAAUGAAGCACUCACCAAGAAAUUUUGCCUGAACCAUGACUAGAAAAUCACCAACCCUAAUUAUACAUGUGUAUUAGGUGUUUUUAAGAUUUAAUUUUUUUUGGGGUUUUUUGAUAAAAGCUUUGUUAAAAUAGAAAAGAUACACAAUUAUAGUAGUUUAAAAUCAAAUGUUCAAUAAGAUGUAUUGUCAAAUUUUAAGUAGUGAUUCCAAGUCUUGGACGUGAUGUUUGCUUCGUUACAUAUUGCCCAUCUAUUUAUUUAGCUGACCUGUAGUGGACUGAAGUCCCUAUUAGCUGUAUUAUAUGCUUUUCAUUUAGUUAAGCUUCAAUUCUUCAUUACCUGGGUUCUGCUUAAAUAAGGAUAAUAAUUUUCAUGUUUUUACUUUAGAUAAAAUUGAUAUUUUUUAUUUGAGGAUUGAUAUGCAUCUAGAUAUUAGGAAAGAGAUCUGAUUUUUGUGUACAAUGUUUGUUACAUUCAUUCUUAAUAUUUUACAGAGGACAAUUUUAAUGUCUUUCAACAAUAACUACCCACCCUUGCCAAAACUCCAUUGCUAUGAUUGAAAGUGCUAUGCUCAAGACAUGGGACUGAUUCAUAAAAAAAAUAUUUUUGAAACUAAUGGCUAGUUCGUUUUUGUUUCAAAAGACCAUGUUUUACAAAAAUAGUCAGCCCUGGUAUAUCAAAUGAAAAAAAUAUAAAGUUUGUGUACCCAAUAUUUGAUGUUAUCUGUUGACAUGUGUGUUUUUAAUGUAUCAGUCCUAUAUUGUUAAUAUUUAAAAUGAGUAUAAAUUAAGAAACUUCUUUACAUGUUGAAGUGCUCAAUAAAAACAAAACUUUAUUCAUUAUCUUUGUUCUAACUUUGUCAUGUAAGACAAGAUUUUGAAACAUAAGUUACAAUUGUUCAAAGUUUGCAAGUUAAGUUUUAAAGUUUGUCUUCAAUAGUCACUGGAAAUCUGGUUAUAUAAUGAAUAAAAAUAUUGUAUUUGAUAUGAUGAUAGUGUAGGUAGAUGAUUAUUUUUAUUGUAAUGAAUAAAUUAUGAAUAACUAUAGUGCAUUUAUUUUUCUUCUCAGUAGACAUUCACUUGAUGUGAAAUAUACUACUCAUGACUUGCAAUUAUCUGUAAUAGUUGCAAUUAUUUUACGUGCAUAAUGUUGUUAUUUCUGCUUUUUUGCAUUUAUUUCUUGUGUCUGAGAAUAAAAGUUGUAAUUUAUUGAUUUAAAAUAUUUUUAAAAAUAUUUUUUUAUUAAUAUUAAAUCUUUUUAUUUCACAGGAACAAUUUUCAGAAAGAUGAAUUUAAAUCUUGUUUAAAUUUUUGUUUUUAAAUCAUGAUUUUUCAAAAGUAUUAAAAUAAAUAUAAAGAUAUCGAAAUGUGUUAAAAAUAUUGCUGAAUGAUGUUAAAUCUAGUAGAUUUACUGAUCAGAUAUUUAGAAAAAAAGAUAUCCAAGUGCAAAUGUGUAAAAUUUUACAUAUAGUGACCUUCAAAUAAUUUUCUUCUUUUCAACAAUGUCAAACUUAUGUUGCUUUACAUUAGUUUUGUGUUUAGGUGGUUUAUUUCACGAUAUAUAUUUACGAAUCAGUGGUCCCGUUCCUUUCACCAAAAAAACUGAUAAGUCAUUCUAAAAUUUUCAUGACUUCAGAGCAAUUUUACUCUGACAAAAGAUUUUUUGCAUAAUUUAGUUGCAUUUGUUGAGUCUUAAUUUGUUGUAUUAAACUUAAUUAAAGUUCUGUUGUAAUUUUUGCAUGAGUAGUAAAAAGAAAAUAAAACAGAAUUUUCAGUCAAA
This is a messenger RNA of Mytilus californianus (California mussel), 3311 nucleotides long. RefSeq lists its product as uncharacterized. Bases 281 to 781 code for a protein of 166 amino acids. NCBI's taxonomy places the organism in Eukaryota, Metazoa, Mollusca, Bivalvia, Mytilida, Mytilidae. The record is from RefSeq and is a predicted model, not a curated record. The transcript has 5 exons.